GAGACUCAGGCAAACUUCGGCUCGGCAGACAGACGCGAAUAGAUCUGCAGGGAUUGGGAAAAAUAAAGCAAAGGUUCGUGCAGAAAAAACAGAACAGCGGUCUGGGAUUCACUCGCUGAACCAUUCCGGUGCAAACAUGGAGGAUCUCGAUGCUCUGUUAGCUGACCUCGAGUCCACGACCUCCCACAUCUCGAAGAGGCCCGUGUUCCUGCAGGAGGAGACGCCCUACUCCUUCCCCACCGGCAACCACACCUACCAGGAGACCUCGCUGCCCCCGCCGGUGCCCCCACCCCCCUCCGCAGAGGCUCUGAACGGGAGCCUCCUCGACCCGGCGGACCAGUGGCAGAGCACAGCCAGGUUCACACCCCAGCAGCCCCAGGCUGUGAAAAGCAUCGCCUCUGUUUCACGAGAGAGCGGCAGCCCUCCUCCCAGCCGCCCCAGUGAGGAGGACCACGUGUACAGUUUUCCCAACAAGCCAAAGACUACUGAUCCCUCCCAGGCAGCCAUGAGCUCGUUCCUGGGCAGCAACCUGUCGGAGCUGGACCGGCUCCUUCUGGAACUGAACGCUGUACAGCACAACCCGCCCUCCUUCGCCACCACAGAGGACACCAUGCCCCCCCUGCCUUCGGUCAGCACCACCCACUACGGCGUGCAGGAGAACGGGGGCUCGGCCGGCAAGAAGGCGCCCCCUCCCGCCAAGGAGAAGCCGAAGCGCAGCGGAGGGCGUGGCAUCGAGGACGUGCGCCCCAGUGUGGAGAGCCUGCUGGAUGAACUGGAAAGCUCUGUCCCCAAUCCAGCGCCUGCCUCUGUUGCGGUGCUGCAGUGUGAUGUGGGGGGCGAGGGGCAGCGAGACACCCCCACCCAGCAGCAAGCCCGGAUAUCAGCCUCCUCCGCCACCCGGGAGCUGGAUGAACUCAUGGCCUCCCUGUCUGACUUCAAGGUGCAGAGCAAUCCUAGCUCCUCAGCCUCCUUGGCCUCUGAGCCUUUCUCAGAGCAGGAUCUAGCCAGCUCAGAUCUGAUCCUUGCAGACGCUUCCACCCCCUCUCCUGAAACCCCAGCUUUAUUCGUCACCUCCUCUCCCGCCCCACGGACACCCAGCCCCCUGGGGCCGCUCCACAUCGAUGAGGAGGGCAGCGGUGCGGUGCACCACCCUGCCCCACUUGCUGGCACCUCCCAACGAGACCCCAAACCUGCAGCUUCUCAGCAGCCAAGGAAAGGUGAGCAGACAGGCAGGGAGCCAGACUCUGACGUCAUCAUCGACGUCUCCUCCUCCAUGCUGUCAUCCAGACUGGAGUGUUUAGUGGUGCUGGACAAACCUGAUCCGCCAGAACAGGUGAAGAGCGAGGGCAGAACAGAGGUGAGGCAGGAAACCAUGGCCAGUACCUUGGAGACGGCUCGGCUGCAGGGGCAGGUCACCUCUGAGCUCUGUGCCGUGUCAGAAACGUCAAAAGAACACGAGGCAUCCCUCGAUGAAGCCCUGGAUAAGCUGCUAGCAAUGGAGUUUGAGGAGCUGGAGAGAGAGGACCUCCACAUGGAGGAACAGGUGCAGGAGAUCUGCGAGGAAGCCAUCAUGGCCACGGACAGGAGAGAGGUGUUCCCAGACACCACGGGACUCCAGCAGGUUCCCGUGAAGGAAGAGGAACCCAGACCAACCCCGCUGCCCAAUGGGAACAGGGAGGAGGAGAAAGAGCUCUGUGAAGCUGACCGACUCGCACAGCAGCAGAGCCCAGAACCGGAGGAAAACUUUGAGCUGCCCACGGCUCAGCCUCCGGUGGUGGAGAGGAUCUCCACAUCCAGCCAGAUGAAGUCGUUAAUCAAGCGGACGAAGGAGACAUCGAACGUGCACCCCAUGUUCCGCGAGGACCCACCGCGACGCAAGCUGGGCCCCGUGAUCUUCCAUAAGAGCAACUCCCAGGACAAGCUGAUCGAGGAGCUGCAGGGCAAGCUGGGCAUCAGCAGGCAGGAGCGCUGGAAGAGCCAGCAGGAAGACUGGCUGACGGAGGGGGUGAUCGUCACGUCCAAGCCUCUGCGCACACGCCAGAACAGCGGCCCCGGGGGCCAGCAGACUAUGUUCUACCCUCCUCUAUCCCGACACCCCAAUCCUCUCGCUGCUCGCCCCCCACUCAGCCCGCCCACGCUCGACAAGUUUCCCCAGCGGCUGGCUCCCUCUCCUCCUCCUGUUCCACACCAGCCGGCUCCAUAUCCCGGGAGGGAAGACUGGUUUGACUUUGUAGAUCCCUUUGCCUCUCCUUCCCCCUAUCCAUAUGGAGAGCUUCAGACACUUGAUCCAAACAUCAUGGCCCAGGGGAAGGGUGGUGGGGGUUCCCCCCCAGCCGGAGCCCCCAAAGCUGGGAACAAGCUGGACAGCAUGCUGGGCAGCCUGCAGUCUGACCUGAACCGGCUCGGGGUUCAGACCGUAGCCAAGGGGGUGUGUGGAGCCUGCAAUAAACCCAUCGCAGGACAGGUGGUCACGGCGAUGGGCAGGACUUGGCACCCAGAGCACUUCGUGUGCACCCACUGCCAAGAGGAGAUUGGCUCCCGCAACUUCUUUGAGAGGGACGGGCAGCCUUACUGCGAAAGGGACUAUCACAACCUCUUCUCCCCGCGAUGCUACUACUGCAAUGGCCCCAUCCUGGACAAAGUUGUGACUGCGCUGGAUAGGACCUGGCACCCGGAGCACUUCUUCUGUGCCCAGUGCGGCGCUUUCUUUGGUCCUGAAGGUAACUGCAGAUAGAAAUCCCAUGUUCCAGUACAGCUGAGAAUUGUGUGACCUCACAGCUCUGCUAGCGAGCUCACCUCAAGCCUGCACUGCAUUCAGUC
Polyodon spathula (Mississippi paddlefish) is the source of this 2820-nucleotide messenger RNA. Its product is annotated as paxillin-like. NCBI's taxonomy places the organism in Eukaryota, Metazoa, Chordata, Actinopteri, Acipenseriformes, Polyodontidae. Gene Ontology annotation, biological process: transforming growth factor beta receptor signaling pathway; endothelial cell migration; substrate adhesion-dependent cell spreading. Bases 137 to 2734 code for a protein of 865 amino acids. The transcript has 13 exons. The record is from RefSeq and is a predicted model, not a curated record.